This is a messenger RNA of Acipenser ruthenus (sterlet), 6712 nucleotides long. Its product is annotated as GEM-interacting protein-like. Gene Ontology annotation, cellular component: plasma membrane. The record is from RefSeq and is a predicted model, not a curated record. Lineage: Eukaryota; Metazoa; Chordata; Actinopteri; Acipenseriformes; Acipenseridae. The transcript has 21 exons. Bases 2597 to 6025 code for a protein of 1142 amino acids. Gene Ontology annotation, biological process: negative regulation of GTPase activity; activation of GTPase activity; signal transduction. Gene Ontology annotation, molecular function: GTPase activator activity.
UCCUGAGGGAGGGGCUGGAGAGGCGGUCCAGGGGGGGUUGAAGUAGCAGCUAGGGAGCCAUCAAAGUUGGGUAGAGAGGGAGGAGUGGGAGGAGUUAUGGUCUUACAGUAGGGACUCCAGGAUUUGUUUUGCAGGGUAUAUUUUACUGGCCUGGAUUAAUGAUUAUUUAAGAUAGACAUGAUAUUUGAAUACACCUCAUCACUGUAGAUUUGUACUUGUUUAGGAUCACCUAUAAAGCUAGGAUGAGAAACGACAAAGAGUGAAAAAAUCAGUGUUUUUGAAAAUGGAGACAGACUGCUUAAUGCGAGAUGAGGAGGAGGCUUCGGGGUUUACUUUUCAUGUACUUCUCUGUGCAUCCCUGAGAUUUUAAAGAACACAUUUAUCAAUCAAUAAAACACAAACGCCAGCUGUGUGAUGUGCAUUUAUAGCAUUACAGUGUAUGGGGGGGUGUUAUGUAAAGUAAAUUCAAAUACAUACAGUGACAUUUAAUAAUACAAGCCCUGUUAAAAUACAGUGCGUUUUCAAAGCAGGGCAUGUGCCUUUGACUGCUGUGCUUGAGGAGCGUUACAAAUAAACUCAGUGAUUAACAUGCAGGUUCUGCACCUUUACAGUGUUCCGCCUCCAAAAGGCUCGGUCUAGCCGUCAGGAUGUAUUACCAGCACUCCAAAUCUCUGAGAAGGGGCACAGAUUAAAAGUAAGGCAUUGUAACUAUUCUCUCACAGUGUGUAACGUGUCUAAACCCGGUUUACUGAAAGCCCAUUUAAAAAGUGAAGCCGCUGCACAUGCCAUUGAGAUAUUACCAUGCAUCUGCGUAGACAGGGAUAGCAGGUGGGGCUGGCAGAGGAGAGCGGUCCUGCUGGCAAACGGUUUGAAUGGGAUCAGAAGCCUGUUCAGUCCCAGCAAUUAGCAUUCUCCAUGCAAGUGGAACGGGCCGUGCUGUGUCUGUGUGAUGCACUGCCGUUACACAUUCUGCCCCCUGUCGGUGAGAUAAGAUGAGGCUGAAUGCUUUAGGACCGAUGUGGGUGACUUGACCUUUGCCUGAAAAAAAAUGUAAUUGCACUAAAAUGACUGAAGAUUGCAAAUGUCUUUCUAGUUGCAGUUAUGUUACUGGAUGUGCAUUUUGUAAACACGAUUGAAUUGCAAUAAAUUACAUUUGAUCAGGCUUUCCAUUGUGUAUUUACAUAGUUAUAUGCCGGUACAGGAAUUAACUCUCCAGCAGGGGGAGACAUGUACAUGGGACUGGGAUCCCCCAGUCCGGCAUUUCAAUAAAAUACGUGACGACACUGUGAAUUAAACAGUUCCCUCUAAGGAGCGCCCCACAGUCACGCUGAAUAUGUACUAGGAUCUUGUUAUGCAGAAAUGGUUUCAACCCCUUUCCCCGGACCAAGCCACGCUAUAUCUGAUAACAGCCUUGUUGAAAUAAAUGUGUCACUAAAAUAGUUCACUGUUCCCCCUCAGUUGGUUCCUGCGGGCUCUGAAUUACAAAGGGUGCUUUCAGAGUCAGGUGAAAACAAACACUGUGCUUGGAUAACACGGGUGAUAAACUGGGCAGCGCGGAGCGCAUUUACAGCUUGAUUUGAUUGCCGACUACUGACACCUGUUUGUUUUAAAUUAUUAUUAUGUAAACAACUUACAAAGUUAGUAACAAAACGGUGUCAUGUCAGCUAUAUGACUUUACAUGUAUUUAAAUGUAGUAUUUUGUUUCACAAUGUCAUUUCAAAAAAUAUGUGUGAAUAAAGUGGACCACGGGGUUCAAUUUCCCCUGUGAACCGGCCGCCUCAUUUCACACACCCUGUAUCACACACGGCCUGUUUAAUAUUCAUGAUGGGAUGAAUCCGCCUCUUUGGAAAAACGCCCGGAAUGCAGCUGAGGAAUGCGGUCACUCUGCAUUCCACUGCAGCUCCCAGUUUCAUUUGUGUCUGUCGGACAUGCCAUACACGUAUUGUGGAAGUGUGGAUAUUUUAUUGUACACGCAUGGAGUUUGGGACACGAGCAAGAAAACGUAGUGUUACCAAUUAGCUUACUAAAACAUUAUUAUUUGUAACUUACCUCAAGUUAUAUCCGCGCAGUUUCUGAAGCGCGCAAGCAGGUGUUUUACGCUGGUUUCUACCGCAGCGAAACAAGUCGAAUUUAACUUGUGUUUUAAGAAGCGGACAUUUUAGUUUGUUUUUCUAUAUAAUGCUUUAAGUUUUUUUUUUUUUUUUUUUUUUUUUUUACAAUUUAUUGUGUUAGACGUUUCAAUCUUUUUGUUUCGAGGUCGGUGAUUAUUAUUGAACAUUAUAUUUGAUUGAAAUGUAAAUGUAAUGCAAAUUGAGAAGUUGCAAUUUAACAUCUUGUUUGGGUCUUGGCUCGGUUUGACUCGACACAAUUCUUUAUUUAUUGAUUUAUUUAUACCAGACUUGGUCCUGCGAUUGAGUAAUAAUAAUAAUAAUAAUAAAUACAUUAAAUAAACAGAACUCACAUAGCAAUUCAUCGUUAGUCACAGCGGGUGGGAAACUUUUUUUGUUGGAGUACAGAGAAUCCCUGUUUCAUUAAACAGCCACGAACACCUCUAACAAGACUCGCUACUGUACUCUGCUGUGCACCCCGGGGUGCCAUGUCAUUCGGACUUGCCCCCCGUGUUGGUAGCGGUUUCCCCCCGGGGGCGCAGGACCCCGUCCCGUUCGAGAUUGGCACUUCACCCGGACAGGGCGCCACCGUGCCCGAAGGCAGUGAAGAGGAGGCUCCGGACCGGUUGUUUGCCGUUCCCGGAGAGGAUGACUUUUUGUAUCCCAUGUCUGACGACUUGGUCUGGAUUACCAGGGAACUGAGGACCGUUCAGCAGAGACUGCAGCAAUUCCGACAGAUCUUCACAGACGGUGAUGACGGGGAGCGCUGUCCGUCUCAGGCCCAGGUGGAGCUCUCUCUGCAGGGGUUGUUAAGCUCUCUUGAGCCCCUCCUCCAGAGGUACCCGGCUGUCCACUCCCAGUCCGUCCGCAGAGCCAUCGCUGCUGUCCGCCACUCCGCCAACGAGCUGAACUGUGGAGCUGGCGGCAAGGAGAAGUCCAAGAGAUACAGUGAGAUCUUCAGAGAUUUCGACGCCCUGGAGAUCUGCAUUGGGAACUCGGUGGUGGACAUUCUUCUGGGGGACGCUGACACCCAGUCAAUAUCCACGACGGCCUCCUUGGAGACGCAGGACACAGACGAGCUGCCAUCCGAUGAAGGUUUCUGUGUGGAGUACAGGACAGACUGUGAAGACAAGGAACUCUCUGUCAUUACAGCUCAGAAUGCCGACGCUGCUUUGCUGCGCAGUGAGGGGGGCGUGGAGACCGCGCUGCUCUACGCCAAGCUGUGGUGCAAAUACGCGAAGGAGCUGCUCACCUGGAUGGAGAGGAGACUCAGUCUGGAAUUGGAUUUUGCCAAAAAUAUCAUUAAAACUGCUGAGACUGCCAAGUCAUCAGUCGCUCCACAGGAGUUCAUGCCUCUGCAGUACAUCUAUACGAUGGCUCUAGAACACGAUGUCAAGAGCGGGAAUUCGGCCAAGGAGACUGGAGACCUCAUGCAGCAUCGCUGCAUCCAGGCCCUACAUGCCAAGAGGAACGAGAUUGAGAAAUGGCGCAAGGAGUUCAAGGAGCAGUGGAGCCGCGAGCAGAGGAGAAUGAGCGAGACGGUGUCCUGUUUGAAGAAGGCUCGUCAGCAGUAUGUGCAGCGCUGUGAGGAGCUGGAAAAGGCUCGUGUGAGCAGCGCCCGGGCAGAGGAGGAGACGGGGGCAGCGGGCAGCGGCAGCAAGACUCUGGAUAAGAGACGGCGCACACAAGACGAGGCUCACUGCAAGGUUCAGGAGGCGACGGCUCACUACAAAGCAUGUGUGACCGAGGCCAACACCCGACAGCAAGAGCUGAGCAAAGUGAAGGAGAGGAUCGUCAGCCACGUCCGCAAGCUCAUCCUCCAGGGGGACCAUGUGCUGAAGGAGGUGACCGUGAACAUGUUCCACUAUCAGAGACUGCAGAUGGAGCCGGCUCCCCAGGGCUUCCUGAACCUGGAGCUGACCUGCAGACCCUGUGAGCCGGGGGAGACCUACCUGUCCUUCAUCCAGAAGAGGAGACUCCGGGACCUGCCUGUAGAGAGAUUCACCUUCCAAGAGGCCCUCCCACAGGGAAAGAGGUCGUCCUCCAGUGGCCAUCAGAAGGUCUGCAGCAACCAGCCCAGCCCUGUGAUGGACAUGUCCCCCCUGCCUGAUGAGACUUGUGGAAGGAGCUCAGUGGGGACCAGGCCAGGCAGCGGUGAUGCCGAGAGCUUAGGGGGCAGCUUCGAGUCUCCACUCUCCAGCCCAGCUCACCUGGGCAGGAAGCUGUGGAAGACGCCCUCUACUGGCACCAUGUCCUCGGAGGACCUGGAGGAGAAGGAGGCGGGGUCACAGUAUGAUGGAGAAUCAGGGGAUAAUUACGGUACUCUUGGAAGCCGCUUGAAGAAGGUGUCUCUGUCCAGAGCAGCACAGACGCACCGCCUGCGCAAGUCCAAGGGAAAAAUGUCCAAGUGCCGGCAGUGUGACAACUACAUCUACAUGAGCGGGAUUGAGUGUGAGGAGUGUAAUCUGGCGUUCCACCGGAAGUGUCUGGAGCUGUGCGUGCAGGAGUGCGAGGACCGGAAGCUGGGGGCGCAGGGGGGGGUGUUCGGGGUGGAAUUCGCUCUCGUCCCCCGCGGAUUCCCAGAGGAGGUCCCCUUCAUCGUGCGUCGCUGCACUGCUGAGAUUGAGAGCCGAGCCCUGGGGGUGCAGGGAGUGUAUCGGGUUAGUGGUGCUAAGCCCAGGAUACAGAAGCUGUGCCAAUCCUUCGAGAGCCAGCGGGAGCAGGUGGAGCUAUCGGAACACUCGCCUCAUGACAUCACCGGCGUCCUCAAGCACUUCCUCAAAGAGCUGCCGGAGCCGGUAGUGGUGUUUGACCUCUAUGACGAGUUUAUGGCCCUGGGGAAGGACAUCCAACGUGUGAGUGAUGGGCAUGACUCCCCAGAGGCUGCUGGGAUACUGGACCUGAGCGCACGAGACCUGCUGGGCAAACUGCCGGCAUCCAACUACAACACACUGAGACACAUCAUUGCACAUCUCUACAGGGUCUCUGAGCAGUUCGAGGAGAACAAAAUGUCCCCCAGUAAUCUGGGCAUCAUCUUCGGGCCCACCCUGCUUCGCCCCCUGGUGGCGGGAGAGGUGUCCAUGAUGGCUCUGCUGGACUCUGGAUACCAGGCCCUGCUGGUGGAGUUCCUGAUCUCUCACUACGAGAGCGUGUUCGGGCUGGACGAGCUGCCCCGCUCCUCCCCGGUGCUGGCAGGGGGAGAGGGGGCGAGGGACAGGCAGGCACAGCGCCCGCGCUCCUUAGAGAGCCUCCCGAUGAAGCGAGACUCGAGCGAGGGCUAUAUAUCCGACAAGUCGUCUUCCAAUGAGGCGGUCGAUCAGCUCAGCCCAGACACCAAUGAGAGAGCAGUUGUCGACUCAGCUAUGACCCCAGCACUGGCUUCCACAGAGGGGGCAGACGUAGAUUCAGUGUCAGCGGGAAGCACUCAGUCCAGGGGGCACUUCAGCCGUCAGCCCAUCAAGUACCAGCGGCAGCCGGUGCCAUCUAGAAUCCUCCCGGUGAUCCUGAAGGGCAGCCUGCCUCGGAUCCCCUCGGAGCUGCAGAGCGAGGACAAGUCCUCCCUCGAGCGCAGGGCCAGGCCAGGCAGCAGGAGCUCCACCCCAGAGCGCCCCAGGCUGGAGAUCACACAGGAAACUGCCAGGCUUCUCUGCAAGGCCCAUGGGGAAGGGUCCGGGAUCAGACUUCUCCAGGACACAAGCUCUGAGGCCAGCAAGGAGGAGUGGAAGCCAGCAGGACACGACCAGGCUGAACGGCCCUGUGAGGAAUCGCAGGUGGAAGGCCUUGCUAUGUGUAAUAACAACCAAUCCAACAGUAACAGAGUGUGUGCUGGAGAUGGGAACCCUGUGGAGCAGAUCCUGUCUGGACUGAGGCUUCGACAGACUGACACAGCCGAGGGCAGGCAGCUCCAUUUCAUGUGAUCAAAGAGUGGAAACUCGAGCACGCUUGGGUGUAAAUGGGUCGUCCUGUUGAGCAAAAUAAAUACUGUUCUCUGUAGACUGGAACACUUCCUGUGAAACUUCUUCAGCCUUGAAGGAAUUAGUCACUGAUUAUUGACAAAAGGUCCCUUCAGAAUUAUUUAAAGACUCAAACUCGAUAUGAACUGUGUUAGACUGUCGCAGACUUACUUAACCACAGUCUGGGCCAGAAUACGUUCUGUACUUCACAUUUUGUUUAAGAAUCCAGACCCUUUUAGCUCUCUGGUUUGUUUUCUCUGUGAACUAAACUUCCACCCUUCCUUCUCCUGGCUGCAGCAGCCCGGGGCGAUCGCAUGAAUGCCAUUCGGAGGCUUUUGCUUCAACUCACUGCAGGUGUGUUUUGUACUGUGCUCUGAUCUUACAAGAAACACCCCCUUAGUAAAUGGAGAUUUGGGAAACGACAGCAUUAGCUGAUUCAAAAUUAGGGAUACUCAGAUAUUUAGUUCACUAGAGGCCUGAUAAAUGAUAAGUGACAAUAGCCUUCCUACACCCAGUGUUCAUUCCUGUAUGAAAUGUUACAGCACCCCGAAAAUGCAACGAACUCCUCUGAAUUCUGCUGUCUGUAUGUUAUUGUUUAUAAUAUGUGUUUUUCCAUGAAGAAUAAAAAUGACCUCUGAAUGUAAAUUGGAA